Perkinsus marinus ATCC 50983 is the source of this 1343-nucleotide messenger RNA. Its product is annotated as membrane fatty acid desaturase, putative. NCBI's taxonomy places the organism in Eukaryota, Perkinsozoa, Perkinsida, Perkinsidae. Gene Ontology annotation, molecular function: sphingolipid delta-4 desaturase activity. The transcript is spliced from 8 exons. Bases 1 to 1209 code for a protein of 402 amino acids. Gene Ontology annotation, biological process: ceramide biosynthetic process. The record is from RefSeq and is a predicted model, not a curated record.
AUGACUGACACUACUACUACUACUACUUCCACAGAGGGCGGCGGCAAGGCUCCAGCUAAGGUCACAGUUGAGGAGUCUGCUACUACUACCACUAAGGUUGAGCUUCCUAAAGGGGCUAUUGCUAGGGAGUCGGCUCGAGAAGGGGAGGAGGACGGGGAGGAUCAUACUCCCACUGAGGAGAUGAACAAGCUAGUCCACUUCAAUGCAUUGGAGCCCUCUCAUGUUGGGACUAUCAAGGAUGUCUCCGCCGCGAAUAAGCUGAUUCAGAGGAAGUAUGCUCCUAAAGAUUUCCAUUGGUCCAAGUCGGCUGAGAUUCACAGACUCCGAAGAAAGCAAAUCGUGCAAGCGCACCCAGAGAUCGUCGCGGUACAAGGUGCUGAUAAUCGUCAAGCCGUGUUUGCUACUUUCACUGUCCUCGUCCAGUUCGCGAUGUGCUUUCUAGUGAGGAACUGGUCGUGGCCUUCUGUAAUCCUGGCCACUUGGUUGAUCUCUGGCUUUAUGGAGCACUCUAUUGUCAUGGGGGGCCACGAGCUGUCCCAUGAUAUGUUCUUCAAGACUAGGUUUUAUAACAGGCUUUUCUCCCUCUUCCUGAAUCUCCCUGUCGGAGUUGCUAUGAUGGCCACUUUCAGAAGAUACCAUCUUGAUCAUCAUUCCUCCCAGGGAGUUCCCAAGGUUGAUGUUGAUCUGCCAACUCGAUUUGAAGCCAACCUAUUCCAACACAAGUUUGGCAAGUUCGUCUGGGCCUUCUUCCAACCCUUCUUCUAUGCCCUGAGGCCUAUGGUUGUUCACCCCCUCCCUAUGAGCUUGUAUGAGCUCACCAACUGGCUGGUCCAACUGCCGUUUGAUAUCCUCGUUGUGAAGUGCCUUGGGUGGAAAUCCUUUUUCUAUCUCAUUGGUGGUCUCUUUAUGGGUUUGAGCAUUUUCAACCCCAUUUCUGGUCACUUCAUCGCCGAGCAUUACGAAUUCGUGUAUGGUCAGGAGACUUAUAGCUACUACGGCCCUCUCAACUUCAUCGUCUACAAUGUUGGACUCCACAAUGAGCACCAUGACUUCCCCAAUGUUGCUGGGUUCAACCUAUGGAAGGUCAAGGCUAUCGCUCCCGAAUGGUAUGAUAUCCCUAGUUAUACUUCGUGGACUAAGGUGCUCUAUCAGUUCAUUACAGGCGAUAAUAUGAAUCUGUACUGCAGAGUUAUGCGCAAGCAUGCGUAAAAGGUUGCCAAGAAGAACCCAACUCGCUGAGUGCGAGUGCCGCCGAAUGUUACUUCUGAGUGGUUUGAUACCGGUUUAUAACAUCUACAUUACUGUUCCUAAUGUUGUAUUCAAAGGCAUUACAGUUGUUCCUA